This is a messenger RNA of Diaporthe amygdali, 330 nucleotides long. RefSeq lists its product as uncharacterized. The record is from RefSeq and is a predicted model, not a curated record. The transcript is spliced from 2 exons. The coding region runs from base 1 to 330 and encodes 109 amino acids. Lineage: Eukaryota; Fungi; Ascomycota; Sordariomycetes; Diaporthales; Diaporthaceae.
AUGCUGUGCCUCGACCUCGGUGCACUGCAGUGGCUCGACAGGGGUGCUCACCUCGAGACAGCUCACCUCGACGGCGCCCCGUCACAUUGGAGUAGCUGCCAUGAUAUCGUGCCACCAUCGGGGCCAGCUUCAUCAAGUGCCAGUACAACAGAAAACAACAAAGCCCUCACAGCUUACCGUUUGGAAGUCUUCCUCCAGGAGCCACUGAGGGAGGGCAACAUCUUUGUCUCGCUGGCAGAUCAGACUGCCGAUUUCAAAACCAACCGCUGCCAAAAGCAGAUGGCAAUGAAUGAAAAGCUCCAGCUCAUAGACCAGCACCUCAAGCAGUAG